CGAAACCCCGCUUGGAACAAACACCCAGAGUAGUGGUUUCUCUCUCUCUCAACACUCGUCGUGGUUCCAACAGAUUUUUAAAAUUUCUCUACAAAUUUCACUAAUUUAUCCAUCCACUACUUGUGAUCAGCAGCAAAAUGCCGCGAGGAAAGUACGUGAACCACAAGGGUCGCGGGAGGAGUUUCACCUCCGCCGAGGAACUCGCCAGGGAACAGAAAGACAUGCAGAACAAGAAGAAUGCCAAGGCCAGGCGCCCCAAGAAAGCCGAGGGCGAGGAGUCGGACUCUGAAGAAGAGAGCGACUCCUCGGACGUGGAUACUACUACCACAACACAGCCAAAGGUCAUCCCUGAAGGUGGUGGAGAAGGUGGCGGAGGGAGUGAGAGUGAGGAGUCCUCGGAAGAUGAGAAUAGAAAAAGCAAAGGCGUUGAGGGCCUGAUAGAAAUAGAAAACCCGAACCGUCGCGUCGUUAAGCAGAAGAAAUUGAGCCAGUUGGAAGACACGAGUGGGGGUCCAUCCUCUUCUACACCUUCCGCGGCGGGAGGAGCUACGUCAUCCGCCCCAGAACUGAGUCGAAGGGAAAGGGAAGCGAUCGAGAAGCAGAAGGCGAAGGAAAGAUAUCAGAAAUUACAUGCGGAGGGGAAGACGGAAGAGGCCAGGAAGGAUUUGGCCAGGUUGGCGAUCAUUAGGAAACAACGCGAGGAAGCCGCUGCAAAACGCGCGGAGGAAGCCACCCAAAAAGAAGCCUUGAAACAAACUAAACAAACCGAAACGGCCAAGGCGCUCGGGAAAAAGUAAUCUUUUUCUAUGUGUAAAAUUUCAAUUUUUUUAUAUUAUUCUCCAUCGUCUACGAAGUGUGUGUGUAAAAAAAUAUAAAAUUUAUAAGCUAUAAACUAUCCUAAGAGACAAAUCAAA
Messenger RNA from Folsomia candida, 914 nucleotides. RefSeq names its product 28 kDa heat- and acid-stable phosphoprotein. The transcript has 5 exons. Lineage: Eukaryota; Metazoa; Arthropoda; Collembola; Entomobryomorpha; Isotomidae. Bases 138 to 797 code for a protein of 219 amino acids. Gene Ontology annotation, cellular component: cytosol. The record is from RefSeq and is a predicted model, not a curated record. Gene Ontology annotation, molecular function: RNA binding.